AUGCCUCGUUUGGAUUCUCUACAGCCUCAACAUGUUUGGGUGCUCGGCGCAGUCGGUGCAUUAGUUUUACUGGCAUUUGGUCUGCUCUCGCUCAAGUCGAGAACAAAAUAUCGAUACCCGCCUGGCCCGAAGGGAAUUCCGGUGUUUGGGAAUCUAUUUCAACUCCCACCAGCGUAUCCAGGGGCCAAGCUCAUAGAAUGGGGCAAACAAUAUGGAGAUCUUUUCUCAGUGCAACUUGGCGCAAGGAGAUGGGUGUUCCUCAACUCCUCGAAGACGGCGCAAGAGCUCCUGGAGCGGCGCGGUAGGCUCUACAUCAGCCGGCCCGAGUUCCCCGUUACGCAAGACAUAUUGUCCGGCGGCAAGCGCAUCGUCAUGAUGGGUCAUACAGAGCGCUGGAGGCAGCUCCGCAAGAUCAUGCACCAGCUCUUGAUGGCUAGCAAUUCGGAGACCUAUAAGCCUUUUCAGGAUGUGGAGUCCCGGGCACUUGUCUGGCAGUAUUUCAAGCGCCCAGAUGAGUUCUACCGGCAUGGAGCUCGGUUUGCAAACUCAGUAAUCUUCUCUGUCGUAUUCGGUCGUCGAACAAGCAUGGAAGACGAGAACGUCCGCCUGUUAUUCUCGACCAUCGACGACUUUCUCGAAACUCAGACGUCGCCGUCUUCGAGCUUGGUCGAGCAGUUCCCGUGGUUGGUGAGGGCCAUGCCUCGGUCUCUCCAGUGGUUUAGACCGAAGGCGGAGCGGUCGUAUAGGAAAACACUUGGCGUGUACACUGCUUUCUUUGACGACCUUGAACAACGUAUCAAGAAAGGAGAGAACCCUGAAUGUUUCGCCCGUGGGAUGGCGGAUCUUGCCACCAAGUAUGGCUUCGAUAAAGCCCAAGCCUAUUUUGCCGCUGGAUCGAUAAUCGAGGCCGGCAGUGACACGACUCGCAAUCAGAUCAAUGUCAUGCUUGCGGCAGCGGCCAAGUAUCCUGCCUGGGUUGCCAAUGCACAAAAGCAGCUCGACGAGGUUUGCGGACAUGCCGCGAGGCUGCCCACAUUCGAUGACUGGGAUCGCCUGCCAUACAUUGUCGCAGCGGUCAAAGAAACGCUCAGAUGGCGACCGAACAUGACAGCUUCAGGAGUGCCUCGAGCUCUGAUCGAAGAUGACACAUACCGCGACUUCGUGUUCGAAAAGGGGACCAUAUUCGUCUACAACCACUUCGCCAUCAGUCAUAACGAGGAAGAAUACGCGAGGAACGAGGAGUUCCUGCCGGAGCGAUUUCUGAACGAGGAUCUCCAGGAGUUGUUAAAAGGGCAUUUGGGGUUCGGCACGGCAGGGCGACGGGUUUGCCCCGGCUGGCACGUCGCGACCCGGAAUAUGUUUAUCGCGUUCUCUAGGCUGCUUUAUUGCUUCGACUUUCAGGAAGUGCCAGGGGCACCCAUUGAUGACUGGAAGAUCGACCCGCUGGCGCAUGACCAUCCGCCAUUUCGGAUUCGGAUUACCCCAAGAAGCGAAGACCAUGUCAGAUUGAUUGAAAGGGAGUGCGCCCUGGCUGGGGAGGAGUUGGAGUGA
This is a messenger RNA of Cladophialophora yegresii CBS 114405, 1551 nucleotides long. RefSeq lists its product as uncharacterized. The coding region runs from base 1 to 1551 and encodes 516 amino acids. Gene Ontology annotation, molecular function: heme binding; monooxygenase activity; oxidoreductase activity, acting on paired donors, with incorporation or reduction of molecular oxygen. NCBI's taxonomy places the organism in Eukaryota, Fungi, Ascomycota, Eurotiomycetes, Chaetothyriales, Herpotrichiellaceae. The transcript has 9 exons. The record is from RefSeq and is a predicted model, not a curated record.